This is a messenger RNA of Phragmites australis (common reed), 3819 nucleotides long. RefSeq names its product pentatricopeptide repeat-containing protein At1g74850, chloroplastic-like. The record is from RefSeq and is a predicted model, not a curated record. The transcript is spliced from 5 exons. Gene Ontology annotation, molecular function: protein binding. NCBI's taxonomy places the organism in Eukaryota, Viridiplantae, Streptophyta, Magnoliopsida, Poales, Poaceae. The coding region runs from base 140 to 2731 and encodes 863 amino acids.
CUCGGGCACGGGCGCGGCGCGACCCUUCUGCUGUGACCGACUCGACUCUAUCCACAUCGGAGGCAAAAAUCUCUCCCCCAAAAUCUAGGCGAGCCGUGGUGGAAUCCUAAACCCGCCGCCGCGGUCGCCGCAUGCUGGCAUGGCGCUCGUGUCCACGGCUACCGUCGCGUCGUCGUCCUACCACUGCGAUCUCCUCCUCUUCCCGACGACCAGGAGGAGCUGGCACGGGCCGAGGAACCGCGCGGGCGCGGGAGCGAGGCUCGCGGUGGUGGCGCGGGCGGGCGCCACCGCGAGAAGGGAGGAGGUGGUCCCCGCGGCGGAGGGGGGCAGAAACUCGUACGAGGUGGAGUCUCUGAUCGACCGGCUGAGCAACCUGCCGCCGCGGGGCUCCAUCGCGCGCUGCCUCGAGACGGCGCGGCACCGGCUCACCCUGCAGGACUUCGCGGCCGUGUACCGCGAGUUCUCCCGGCGGGGCGACUGGCAGCGCUCCCUCCGGCUCUUCAAGUACAUGCAGCGCCAGUCGUGGUGCCGCCCCGACGAGCACAUCCACGCCAUCGUCGUCGGCGUGCUCGGCCGCCAGGGCCCCGCGCUGCUCGAGAAAUGUCUCGAGGUCUUCGAAGACCUCCCCGCCGAGUCGCGCACCGCGCUCUCCUACACCUCCCUCAUCGCCGCCUACGCGCGCAACGCGCUGCACGAGGACGCCCGCGCCCUGCUCGACCAGAUGAAGGCCGCGGGGGUCGCGCCCACCGCCGCCACCUACAACACCGUCCUCGCCGCCUGCGCCCGCGCCACCGAUCCUCCCGUCCCCUUCGACAUGCUCCUCGGCCUCUUCGCUGAGAUGCGGCACGACGUGUCACCCGCCGUGCGCCCGGACCUCACCACCUACAACACCCUCCUCGCCGCUGCCACCGUGCGCUCCCUCGCUGAUCAAUCUGAAAUGCUGCUGCGCACCAUGCUUGAGGCUGGCGUCUCCCCGGAUACUGUGUCUUAUGGUCACAUUGUGGAUGCCUUUGCCAGCGCCCGUAACCUCUCUCACGUAGCCAAGCUGUUCUCCGAGAUGGCAGCCACGGGGCACACACCCGAUGCCUCCGCGUAUCUGGGGCUCAUGGAGGCACAUACCCGUGUCGACGCAACAGCUGAAGCGGUGGCCGUGCUGCGGCAGAUGCAGGCUGAUGGCUGCACGCCGACGGCCGCCACAUACCGUGUCCUGCUCGAUCUCUACGGGAGACAGGGGCGGUUUGACGGUGUGCGUGAGCUCUUCCGCGAGAUGAGAAUGGCUGUACCACCAGACACGGCCACAUAUAAUGUGCUCUUCCGUGUAUUCAAGGAUGGUGGCUUCUUCAAGGAGGUGGUAGAGCUCUUCCAGGAUAUGCUUCGCACUGGGGUAGAGCCUGAUAUGGGGACCUGCGAAGGUGUCAUGGCUGCAUGCGGUCGCGGUGGGCUCCAUGAGGAUGCAAGAGAAGUUCUUGAAUAUAUGACCAGAGAAGGAAUGGUGCCUACUGCAGAGGCCUACACUGGCCUGGUUGAAGCUCUUGGCCAUGCGGCUAUGUAUGAGGAAGCCUACGUUGCUUUCAACAUGAUGACUGAAAUUGGUAGCUUACCAACUAUAGAGACCUACAAUGCUCUUGCAAAUGCGUAUGCCAAGGGUGGGCUCUUCCAGGAGGCUGAGGCCAUUUUUUCUCGGAUGAGUAACAAUGCUGGCAUUCAGAAAAACAAGGAUUCAUUUGAUGCCCUCAUUGAAGCAUAUUGCCAGGGUGCACAAUUGGAUUGUGCAGUGAAGGCAUACAUGGAGAUGCGCAAGUCCAGGUUUAAUCCAGAUGAGCGCUCCCUUGAGGGAGUACUCAAUGCCUACUGCAUAGCAGGGGUCAUAGAUGAGAGCAAAGAGCAGUUUGAAGAACUUCAAUCUAGUGUGACUGAGCCCAGCAUCAUUGCUUAUUGCAUGAUGUUGUCACUAUAUGCUAGGAACGAUAGGUGGACUGAUGCAUAUGAUCUGCUGGAAGAAAUGAAAACAAAUCGUACUAGCAAUACACAUCGAGUAAUUGCUUCCCUUAUCAAAGGGGAGUACGAUGAUAGCUCCAACUGGCAAAUGGUUGAAUAUGCCCUGGAAAACAGUACAUUGGAAGGCUGCCACUAUAGUUUACGAUUCUUUAAUGCUCUCCUUGAUGUGCUUUGGUGGUUUGGUCAGAAGGCUCGAGCUGCGAGAGUUCUGGAUCAAGCUGUAAAAUGUGGGCUCUUCCCUGAAUUAUUUCGUGACACCAAGCUGGUCUGGUCUGUAGAUGUGCAUAGGAUGUCGGUUGGUGGAGCACUGGUGGCUGUGUCAGUAUGGCUCAAUAAGCUUUAUGACAGACUAAAAGGAGGUGAAGAUCUUCCCCCCUUGGCGUCUGUUGUUGUACUGAGGGGAGAAAUGGAGAAAAGCACGAUUACGAGAGGACUGCCAAUUGCAAAAGUUCUGUACUCCUUUCUAAAUGAUACACUGUCAGCAUCCUUCCAUUAUCCGAAAUGGAAUAAGGGGCGAAUCAUAUGCCUGAAGUCCCAAUUGAAAAAGCUGCAGUCAGCCACAGAUUCGUCAAAUGGAUGUGCCAUAGUUGGUUUUGUCCCCAUGACAAACUUACAAUUGCCGUCUCCCGGCUCUAAAAUAUAUACUAGAGAGUCCCAAUCUGAUAACGGUACUGCCCAUUUGCCUGACGAACCAUUGGUAGAGGAAAAGGAGUCAGAGCUUCUUGCAUUGUGAGUUUGCCGAUGUGAUGGUAUCUUUCUGAACUAAGGAAGACAGAUGCAGAAUAACGGUAACAAAUUUGGAGUUUGGGCAUUCAGAUCUUCUUGUGCUAUGGCAUGGCCAUAUGCAUAUUUGCAGCGUGUGCUUUGCUUCAAUUAUACAUGGCCCUCGCGAAAAAAAGAGGUUCAAUUAUACACAGUGAAUACCACUGCAGAUUCACAUCUUGCCCGAAAUUGGUGAGCCGCUGGUUCCUGCUAGCUUGAUAAACAAUUGAUUAUAAACUUCGAGUUGCAUUUCAGGAUCUAGCCUGAUUGGUUUGCCACCUAACCUUGCCAUGACUAAGAUUAAGCAUGCCACACUUAGGCUGCUACAUAUUGUUAGUCAAGUUUCAGAGUCUUUGCCCUAUAAAUUUUCGCCGCACUUGUGGCGGGAAAAAAGAUUGUCAUGGGCUUGCGGCGUGCCACAACGCAAAAUAUUCCCCACCCUAUCAUUAAAGUCACAUUCUUUCUCUUUCGUUCUCACAUUUCUUACCAUAAUCAUCAGCACAUGAGUCUCGUUCAUGGUGGGAGCUCCGUAGAUUCCUGGUCACCACGUUCUUUCCAGGUCCCUCUCUCUAUGCCUUUCCUCUCAUCUUGAGUCCUCCACCAUCCCCUCCUCACGUUCUAUUUAUGCAUAGAUCUGAACCUUCACCCUUUGUAGCAAUAGUAGCAACUCUUCUGAUCCUUUUCUGUUUAGCAGUAGCAGCAACUCUUCUGAUCCCUUUUCGUAUAGUAGCAGCUCUCGACUCCUACCUCAAGUUCAGAAGUGCAGCUCAUAUAGAAGAGAAAAGGUGAUGCCUUACCGGGUAGCUUGUGGAUAUUUGUCCUUAUCUUUUAGUUCUGUUGGUUGUUCCUGUUAAAAUUAUUAGUGUUUUGCAUGCUCCUUUUGAAAUAAUUGGCGUCUUGCAUGCUCCUUUUAUCUUCUCUGAUGUUUUUUGCUUGAAGAAAGUGCUUGCAUUAGUAAUAUAUAAGUUAAUUACUGAUGAUGGUUUACUUGUACCUCUUUAUUAAUUUGUUUUAAAAUGUAAACACAACUUAUGUUAGAAAUGGGUGGUUUGUUUGUUC